AUGCUGGAGCGUAUUCAACUGCUCGAAGAUCGUUUGUUCUCCUCCCCGGUCUUCGGUCAACCUGCGACAACACCCUCACAUCCUCCACAGUCGCUCGUUCAGCCAGACCCUGCUGAACAGCUCGGAGGAGCAACCUCUUCCUCUUACCUCAGAGAUCACCACGGCGAUGCCAUGAGCACAGAUGCUGCAGAAACUGACAAGCAGAUUCCCAUCCCGUUGUCACAUACCGCCAACGCAAAUCACGUCUUGGAAUGGCCCAUUGUCCAGCAGCUACUAUCUCAGACACAUUCAGCUCCACCACCAAAGCCGGCCUUGGGUGAUAUGCAAUCGACAGAGGCUACAGACAUCUUCUUCACCCAGGACGCGCAUGCGGCGCCGAGCCUGUGCCCGCCGGAAUCCUGGAGGCUGUUCAACAAGCAGGAUUUCGCUUCUUCCGGUGCUGUGGGCUACUACCGCGAACUCAUCCAGACAUACUUUGACGAAGUCAAUAUCUUCUUUCCGUUACUAUCAUUGGACUACGUUCAACGUCUCUUUGAUGCUAUUGUAUCUUUCGAGAGCUCAAAUGACGAUCAAGACGAUAUCGCGCCUGCACUUCACUGCCUGGUGCUGCUUGUGCUGUCCUUUGGCUCCUUUGUACAUGAUGGGAGGUGUCGAAUUCGCCUUGCAGGAAGCAGCACUGUCACACCACUGCCUUCACAAGACUAUUCAUCUUUGGAUGAUCAACUUUGGCGGAAAGCCAAGCUUCUUCUUGGCUAUGUUUCAUCCGACUUGACCCUCGAGGCGGCGCAGUGCACCAUGCUCGCGAGCCUAUAUACGGGCGCAAUGGGACGAGUAUCAGACUCCUUCCAUUGGGCGCACGCCACAGCUGUCAAGUGCGAGGCCCUCGCCAAACGGGUCACCGCCGAUACCACAGAGACUGGCGUCUUCUCCGAGUCCUUCCGCCGUCUCUACUGGGUCGCGUUCAUCUACGAAGGCGAUUUCAUAUCAGAAGUCUCCAUCACCCUCCCCUCAGGCAUCGCCCGCUACGAAGACGUCGUUCCCUAUCCCGUUCAAGAAGCGCCGUCUCACGCCCGCCGACCCCCCAGUUCCUCCACUGCCCAGCACCUCUCCCCCAGUGCCGCGAUGGCCAUCAGCCCCGCCUCGUCAUCCCUCGACCGCACCGAGGAGCUCGUCGCCUUCCAGAUCAGCACCAACGCCGCCAUCCGCCGCUUCCUCAACCGCGUCAACAGCGUCGUCUACGACAGCAAGGACCAGUUCCGCAUGACGCGCGCCAACUAUGCCAACUGGCUCCUCCGCAUCACGGAGGACCUCUGGUCCUUCCACGGCGCCAUCUACCAGAACCUCCCCGACUUUCUCCUCACCAGCAGGCCACGCAAGCCCACAGGGUCGCCCGCCACCCCGGGUUUCCCGUCCGUCGAGGAGCUGGGCAACAACCCGUGGAACGUGCUGCGGCUCGAGGGGCGGUACUAUGCGGGCCAGUACAUCAUCCACCGCCCGUUCAUCGAGUACGUCCUCCUCAACGUCAGUCACUUUGCGACGCAUCCGUGCCGCGAGGCUGUGCUGGAGCGGUGCCGCCUGUGUCUGCUUGGGUGCAAAGGGUUCAUCCAUGUCUUCGACGUAGAUCCCACCAACAGCGUGACGGGGCUCUUCGCCGCGGGUAUGGUGACGUUUACAAUGGUCAUCAUCUUGAGAGUGGCGACCAUGUGUCCCGUGUUUUGCGAUAUUCUGCCGCCCGAAAUUGAGCGUGCGAUUGUUGUCGGUGGGCGGAAUCUGCGUCGAUUCAGUGGAAGUGUCAGGGAGUUUGAGUGGCAUCUGGGCGUCUUGGAGAAACUAGAAGAAUCUUGUCGUAGGCAGGGGGGCGAUGAAUGA
Verticillium nonalfalfae is the source of this 1869-nucleotide messenger RNA. RefSeq lists its product as uncharacterized. Lineage: Eukaryota; Fungi; Ascomycota; Sordariomycetes; Glomerellales; Plectosphaerellaceae. The record is from RefSeq and is a predicted model, not a curated record. The coding region runs from base 1 to 1869 and encodes 622 amino acids. The transcript has 3 exons.